This is a messenger RNA of Dermacentor andersoni, 2066 nucleotides long. Its product is annotated as monocarboxylate transporter 10-like. Gene Ontology annotation, biological process: transmembrane transport. The record is from RefSeq and is a predicted model, not a curated record. Gene Ontology annotation, molecular function: transmembrane transporter activity. NCBI's taxonomy places the organism in Eukaryota, Metazoa, Arthropoda, Arachnida, Ixodida, Ixodidae.
GCUGACGCAAUCUGGGUUAGGGCUCCCGCCCGACUGCCACGGUCACAUGGUGUCGCGGGCCGCCCGAAAACCGGCACCUUGGCCGCCGCGUUCGGGGCCCCGGGCUUUUGAGCCAGCGAAGAAAUUGGCUUGGCACGUGUGCUUCGUGAGAAAUUACUCGGCCCUGUGUGCUUUCGUCGCGAGGACUAGCGGGAUCGUCUCGACGCGGCAGCGCACGUCUGCGUCAACUGUGUGGCCCACGCGGGUCACGUGUCAUCCGCAAGUGCAGCAGCUUCAGCGCCGUGAAGACGGCGAACAAUGACUUCCCUUGCUCCUGACAAGGAGCGACAGCCAAUGGUGGACGGUGUAGUCAGUGACGCUAUAAUAGUGCGCAAGGACGGAGGCUUGGCGUGGCUCGUCUGUCUAGCCUCGUUCUGGGUGCAUGGCGCUGUGUUUGGUAUUAUUAACUGCUUCGGCGUACUCUACCCAGUCAUACACGAUCUUGCUCCAGACAAGGAACAGGCCUCGUUCCACGCUUCACUAGUUGGUUCGCUAUGCGUGGGGUCGACGUUCGCCAUGUCUCCAGUGGCGAGCCUGCUGGCAGACAAGUUUGGCGCUCGGAUAACCGUGGUGUGUGGUGGCAUUAUAGGAUCCGUAGGACUCCUUAUGAGCUCGUGGGCGUUCAGGGUACCCUACUUAUGGGUCACAUAUGGUGGCCUGCUGGGAGUCGGAUCCACAAUGGCGUACGCGCCCUCGCUCUCUGUGCUGGCGCACUACUUCAACCGCAAGUUGGGUCUCGCCAACGGCAUCGCCACAGCCGGCAGCUCCGUGUUCACGGCGCUCCUACCAAUUCCACUUGCGGCCAUGAUGGAUGCCAUUGGACUGCAAAACACGUUUCGGGUAAUGUCUAUCCUGACGCUGAGUGUAGCUCUGUGUGGCAUCGCCUUCAAAACACCAGUCCUCAUUCAUAAUUGGAAUGACGAGGACAAGGAACCAAACGGCUGCUGCGACGUGCUCAACAGGUCCAUAUGGAAGAAUCGGCGGUUUGUCGUCUGGGUGAUCGCGAUCCCUUUGGCCCUGUUCGGCUACUUUGUGCCGUACGUUCACCUCGUCCAGCACGUGGAAGACGUGUUUCCCGACGCGAACGGCGAGACGCUCGUCACUUGCAUGGGCAUCACGUCAGGACUGGGGCGCAUCUUGUUUGGCAGGCUAGCCGACCUGCCCAGUGUUAGUCCCGUAGUUUUACAGCAGGUGUCGUUCAUGGCCAUGGGUCUGCUCACGCUUUCGAUAGCUGCAGCGCACACCUACGUGUCCCUGGUGCUGGUGUGCCUGUUGCUGGGGCUCUGCGACGGUUGCUUCAUCUCGCUCAUCGGACCAGCAGCGCAGAGGCUGACCGGGGCCCGCGGUGCCUCGCAGGCCAUCGGUUUCCUGCUGGGACUCUGCUCCGUUCCGCUCACCGCCGGACCCCCCGCGGCUGGAAUUCUGUAUGACCAAAGAGGAAAUUACAACCUCGCAUUCCUGCUUGCUGGCAUGCCUCCAAUUGUGGCAUCUAUUCUCAUGUGUGCCAUACAUUUGAUAAAAACGGACCCCGAUGAGCAGCGCGACGUUCAACCAAAGGAAAGCGAUAUCCUUGGAGCGAGGCGGCUCAGUGCACUCGUCGCUUCAGAGACGUGAACGGAGCAUAAAGAGAGCGGGACUCUAAAUCGACAGUUUCGUUGCCGCGAAUACGUGCACAAUGGCCUGUGAUGGCGACCGAUGGAGAAACUGAAGAGGCAGCGACAGCCUCGCUAUUCAAUGGAAAGCUCAGUACGAGAACUGGGAAAGCGUGAACGUGAACAGGGUAACUUUUCCAUCCAUCUGUGCCGCGAUGGAAGCAAUCAAAAUGAUGAUUGCGGCCGAACGCUGCGCAGUUUGAUCUGCUCUAUUCGCCGAAAGCUGGACAGGUGGAGGCUACAAGGACGGGGAAAUAUCAAGGUGGCAGCAGUGGAUACACACAGUCAAGCCGUCAAGCCGGCAAGGCCAAGUGUCGACAGCUUUCUUUUAUGUUGUUUUCUAUUACCGCAGAAAACGUUGUUGCGUGAUUUGUA